Molecule: messenger RNA, 397 nt
Organism: Tuber melanosporum (Perigord truffle)
Lineage: Eukaryota; Fungi; Ascomycota; Pezizomycetes; Pezizales; Tuberaceae
Exons: 2
Coding region: 1-291 (96 amino acids)
Source: RefSeq, a predicted model, not a curated record
AUGGCAAACCUCUCCGACGGUGAAGACAGUCAAAUGCAAGACUCCCCCUCUAGCACCCCGUCAACACCUCCCGCGGUGCUCUCGAACCCGACCGAGAACCUCACCCUGCACUCACCGCCCGUGGAGCAAACGCCACCGGCCUCGCAGCAGAACACGCCAGUACCGAACUGGGCCAGCAAGCGCGCGCAGGAGGAGGCCGAGACGGCCAGGGAGAAGGUCGUUGACGCGAAGUUUACUACAAAAUGGCUCGGGGACGAUCUCGAUGAGGGGGAUAUGUGGAAGAACGGGUAGUUGAAUACAGCUUAUUUCUUUUUUUGCCCUACAGUUGGGGGGUAGCCUGUAGUGGAUUUUUUUUCUUUUUUUUUUAAAAAAAAAAAGGAAGAGAAAAAAACUAUGG